CUUUCCAUGGGAUCUCAUAGCCACGCCGAACAUCCACUUGGAUUGGAUGAACUGGUACAAGGCUUCCAAUCACUUCUAAGUGAGGACAAAGUAAAAAUCACGGGGAUCGUGGGCAUGGGAGGUAGUGGCAAAACCACGUUGGCCAAAGAACUCUUUAACAGGAACUUUUCCUCCUUUCAGAGGUGCAGUUUUAUUUCCGAAGUGCGAGAUGCAGCAUUAAAAAAUGCUCUGCUUCAGAAGCAGAAAAAGCUUCUUAAGGACCUCGGUGUCCAUCAUCUGCCAUUCGACAGUGUAGAUGAAGGUAAGGCCAUUCUCGCAAAUCGUUUUAGUUCUCAUCGGGCGUUCAUCAUUUUGGAUGACGUAGAUCACAUCGACCAGUUGAAUGCUCUAUUGCCAAAUAAAGACAACCUUGGAUCCCAAAGCAUGGUUAUUGUAACAUCCCGAGAAUUAGGUGUUCUUCAAUCAUGGGGCCUCUCCUCCAUUUAUAAAAUGCCAGGAUUUGGCAGCUCACAUGCCAGACAGCUAUUCUGCUGGCACGCUUUCUUGCAACCCUCUUCACCUGCUGAAUUUGAAACUCUGGUUGAAGAGUUCUUAAAAGCAUGCAAUGGUUUGCCUCUGUCACUAAAGGUAUUGGGGGCACAGUUAUAUGGCAAAAAGUCCAAGGAUUACUGGGAAUCCCAAUUACAUAAAAUAUUAAGAAUAUUGCCCAGUGAAAUCCAAGAAAGGUUAAAAGUUAGCUAUGAUGCUCUGGAUGAAGAAGAAAAAGAGAUGUUCUUGGAUGUGGCUUGCUUUCUCAUUGGUGAAUUGAAAAGUACCGCUAUAGCAGUGUGUGAUGGGAUGCGUUGUAGUGGUCUUCAUGGUUUACAAACACUUGUGAAUAAGUGUCUUGUGGAGCUGGUUUACGAGGAAGAUGAUCCGAGAGGACAUAUCUUUCACGGGGAGAAGCUAAGGAUGCAUGAUCAUCUCAGGGAUAUGGGAAGGGAGAUUGCAAGUAGACACUCAUCAAAUCGUCUUUGGCAACCACGUAUUGAUGAUAUAAAGAAACAUUUCAAGAGAGAAAUGCCAAUUCGAGGGAUACGACCUCCAGCUACUUUUGUGGCAUUCAAAGAGUACACGCAGUUAAUGGGAAUCUCAAGUAGAUUGUCAAAUGGACUAGAAAUUCUUCAUGUGAAUGGAAAUGAGUUAACCGAAAAUUUUGCAUCAUUAUCAGAACAUCUUGUGUGGCUUCGCUGGAAAGGUUUUCCCCUAAAAAAAAUUCCACUAUGGCUUACAUUAAGACAUUUAAGUGUUUUAGAGAUUGAUGGCGCUGAUGAGCUGAAAGAAUUGUGGGAAGAUAAUGUGGAUCCUCCUGAGCAAUUGAGAGAGCUUUUUAUACAGGACAACAUAAAAUUGCAACGGCUUCCAAGCUCAAUAGGACGUCUUCACAAUCUGAAAAAGCUUUUAUUUAGCUUUGUCGGUAGCAGUUUGCUAGAAUAGUUCUGUGGCCUCCAUUCGCUGGAGUAUUUGUGGUUAUUUGCUCCAAAUUUAUCCUCACUGCCCGAUGGUUUUGGAAAUUUAAUAAGCUUGAAGUCUAUAUAUCUAGAAUAUUGCAAGCAGUUGAGCAAGUUGCCAGAUUCUUUCACGCAGUUGAUCCACCUGGAAAUGCUAGAAAUAUCAGGUUGUGAAAUUCUGUCCUCACUACCUGAUGGUUUUGGAAAUUUAAUAACCUUGAAGUCUACAUAUCUAGAAUAUUGCAAGCAGUUGAGCAAGUUGCCAGAUUCUUUCACGCAGUUGAUACACCUGGAAAAGCUACAAAUAUCAGAUUGUGAAAUUCUGUCCUCACUACCUGAUGAUUUUGGAAAUUUAAUAAGUUUGAAAUCUAUAGAUCUACAUAAUUGCAAGCAGUUGAGCAAGUUGCCAGAAUCUUUCACGCAGUUGAUACACUUGGAAAUGCUAGAAAUAUCAGGUUGUGAAAUU
This is a messenger RNA of Cryptomeria japonica (Japanese cedar), 1956 nucleotides long. RefSeq names its product disease resistance protein Roq1-like. The transcript is spliced from 3 exons. Bases 7 to 1476 code for a protein of 489 amino acids. Lineage: Eukaryota; Viridiplantae; Streptophyta; Pinopsida; Cupressales; Cupressaceae. The record is from RefSeq and is a predicted model, not a curated record. Gene Ontology annotation, molecular function: ADP binding. Gene Ontology annotation, biological process: defense response.